Drosophila busckii is the source of this 1539-nucleotide messenger RNA. RefSeq names its product F-box only protein 9. The transcript has 3 exons. Gene Ontology annotation, molecular function: protein binding. Gene Ontology annotation, biological process: SCF-dependent proteasomal ubiquitin-dependent protein catabolic process. Bases 275 to 1519 code for a protein of 414 amino acids. Gene Ontology annotation, cellular component: SCF ubiquitin ligase complex. NCBI's taxonomy places the organism in Eukaryota, Metazoa, Arthropoda, Insecta, Diptera, Drosophilidae. The record is from RefSeq and is a predicted model, not a curated record.
CCUCUAGUUGGCAACACAAUCCAAAUAUUUUUUUGCGACGUUAUAUAGAUAAUUUAUAAAAAUAUUGGUCAAAAUAAGUUUGGCUGCCUGGUUUACUACCCAUCCAAGUGAAACCAACUGUAACGUCCAUGAUUAGGAAGGCGGGUGCGCACUAUCAAUACGAACCACCCUUCAACAUAGCCGUCUACAUCUAUCAGUUUUCGUUAAAGCUUUUGCUUGAUCCAGCCAAUAAAGCUCCUCAGUUGACACGCACUACAAUUCAAUAUCCAUCGACAUGUCCGACACAGGGCCGUCUUCUGCGCUUGAUGAGUUUCGUGUAACCUGGAAGCGAGAACUUGAGAAUGCUGAAAACUACGAAAUAUCUUCGCAAAUCGCGGCCGAAAAUGAAGCAGAGGGCAAAGCAGAGGCUUACUUUCAAACCGCUGUUGACCUAGAGCAACGAGGCAAGGUGUACGAUGCACUAUCCUUCUAUCGGAAGGCCACACAGAUUAUUCCUGACAUUGAAUUUAAGUGCUACGAGCGACAAAGGCGUCAUAUUGAGCAUGUUAAUUACCAUGGAAUGCACAGCGAUUUUAAUAGACAGAUGGAGCUUUCUAGCGCUGAUGCGCAAGAAGUUAAUGAACCUAAUAUUGAAGGCUUAUACGCCAAGUUCCAGCGGGAUCUUUGCAAUGACGAAAUCUACGCUGGCAAACUCUUGCUAAAUAGCCGAGAUGCUAAUAUUAUUUCAACCGGGCGUAACAUACACAUAUCUGAUCUACCGCCCGAGAUAAUAAUGCACAUACUGCGUUGGGUAGUCUCCACGCAAUUGGAUGUGCGUUCAUUGGAACAGUUCUCGGCUGUAUGUAAGGGUUUCUAUACAUAUGCACGUGACGAGGAGUUGUGGCGCAUGGCCUGUUUAAGAGUUUGGGGACACAAUGUGGGUGUCCUUGGUGAAAAACACGAAACCUGGCGUGAUAUGUUUAUAAAGCGAGAGCGCGUACACUUCCACGGCUGCUACAUUAGCAAAACAACUUAUUUGCGUAUGGGCGAAAAUAGUUUCCAGGAUCAGUUCUACCGCCCCAUUCAGUUGGUUGAAUAUUAUCGGUACAUUCGCUUCUUGCCCAACGGAAAGGUGAUGAUGAUGACCACUGCUGAUGAGCCGCAGCAAGGAGUUGUGAGGCUAAAGGAUGUGCACAAUACUCGUCCAGACGUGUUGCGCGGUCGUUACCGUCUGUUAGGCGAAACAGUUACCUUAGUUAUGCAAAAAACGCAGGCAAAGAAACAAUCCCAUCGACAUCGACGUGGCAGCAUCAUGCCUGCCGACGAAGAUGUCAGUACUCAAUAUAUUAUAGAGAUGCGAAUCCUCUCGCCGAAACGUCGGUUUGUGCAAUUGGCUUGGUUAAGCUACACCUUGGUGCAGAACCGCAACAAGGUAGAGAACCGAACCGUCUUUGAUAUAGGAUCUUCAAAAUAUCCAGCGUUGUGGUUCUCGCCAGUAAAGAGUUAUGAUCUAGUCGCAGAUGCACCAUUAGCCAUGUAAAUAAAAAGUACCUUUUAGCG